Molecule: messenger RNA, 1590 nt
Organism: Aspergillus pseudoviridinutans
Lineage: Eukaryota; Fungi; Ascomycota; Eurotiomycetes; Eurotiales; Aspergillaceae
Product: glycoside hydrolase family 72 protein
Exons: 4
Coding region: 1-1590 (529 amino acids)
Biological process (GO): fungal-type cell wall (1->3)-beta-D-glucan biosynthetic process
Cellular component (GO): fungal-type cell wall; cytoplasm
Molecular function (GO): 1,3-beta-glucanosyltransferase activity
Source: RefSeq, a predicted model, not a curated record
AUGAAGUUUGUUUACGCCGCCGCCGGAGCUUCCCUCGUGGGCAGCGCCCUCGCAACACUGCCCGCCAUCGAGGCUAAGGGCAACAAGUUCUUCUACUCCAACAACGGAACAGAAUUCUUCAUUCGCGGUGUUGCCUACCAACAGGAGUACCAGGCCAACGGCACAGCUUCCCAGAACUCCGACUACACCGAUCCUCUGGCCAACGUGGACAACUGCAAGCGUGACAUUCCCUACCUGAAGCAGCUGCGCACCAACGUCAUCCGUACCUAUGCUGUCGAUCCCUCCCAGAACCAUGACGAAUGUAUGAAGCUCCUGGACGAUGCCGGCAUCUACCUGAUUACCGACCUGUCUGCGCCAUCCGAGUCCAUCAACCGCGCGGACCCCGCCUGGAACACCGACCUGUACAAGCGCUACACCAGCGUCAUUGACGCCUUUGCCAACUACACCAAUGUUAUUGGCUUUUUCGCGGGUAACGAGGUCGCCAAUGACAACAACAACACCAACUCGAUUGCCUACGUGAAGGCUGCCGUGCGUGACAUGAAGUCGUACAUCAAGACCAAGAACUACCGCUCCUCCCUGGCUGUCGGAUACGCCACCGAUGACGACGCCAGUAUCCGUGCCGACUUGGCCGACUACCUUGUCUGCGGUGAUAAGGCGAGCUCUAUCGACAUGUUCGGCUACAACAUCUACGAGUGGUGCGGUGAUUCUUCCUUCGAGAAGUCUGGCUACAAGGACCGUACUGAGGAAUUUGCCAACUACCCUGUCCCUGCUUUCUUCUCUGAGUACGGCUGCAUUGACCCCAAGCCUCGCAAGUUCACCGAUGUUCCCACUCUGUUCGGUCCCCAGAUGAACGACGUCUGGAGCGGUGGUAUUGUCUACAUGUACUUCCAGGAGGCCAACGACUACGGUCUGGUUUCGGUCAACGGCAACAAGGUCCAGACCAAGGAUGACUUCUCCUAUCUGUCCUCUGAGAUGCAGAAGGUGACGGCCACCGGUGUGAACAGCGCAAGCUACUCCGCCAACACUGCCACACCUACCUGCCCUUCGGUCGGCACCAAGUGGGAAGCCUCCAACAAGCUGCCUCCUACCCCCAACAGUGAGCUGUGCGACUGCAUGGUCCAGACUCUGGGCUGCGUGGUGAAGGAUUCUGUGGACGAGAAGAGCUACGGCGACCUGUUCAACUACCUCUGCGCCGCCGGUGUUUGCGGUGGAAUCAACUCCAACUCGACCAGCGGUGACUACGGAGCUUACAGCGUCUGCAGCCCCAAGCAGCAGCUCUCCUUCGUUAUGAACCAGUACUACAAGAAGAACAACAAGGCUGCGACCGCCUGUGACUUUAAUGGCAAGGCCCAGACCCAGAAGGCUGCUGAUGCCGCGGGCUCUUGCUCCUCUCUGAUCAGCCAGGCCGGAACUGCUGGCACUGGUUCCGUGACCGCCGGUGCCACUGGCGGCUCCAGCAGUGCCAGUGCGACUUCCAAGGGAGCCGCUGGUGUUGCCGCUAGCCCCAUGGCUGUCAAGGUUGGCAACUGGCAGUUUGGAGCCUACAUUGCCACCGCUCUCUUUGCCGGUGUCGGUAUGCUUGUGCUGUAG